Closterium sp. Naga37s-1 is the source of this 528-nucleotide messenger RNA. The record is from the annotation of a GenBank genome assembly. Lineage: Eukaryota; Viridiplantae; Streptophyta; Zygnematophyceae; Desmidiales; Closteriaceae.
AUGGGCUUUGGAGCAGGUUUGAUGCGUUACCCAUCGGGACUGGAGGGAAUGGAGGGGAUUGGGUCGGCGGGGGUGGAGAUGCGUGGGUUGGGAGGAGUGGUGAGCGGUGGAGUGGGGCAGGUGGAGGAGGAGGAGGUGGAGGCGGAAUUGCUGGCGAUGGAAGCAGCGGUUGAGUUCAAUGUGAGGGUGGUGACGUGUCAGGGGUCCCCUGUGCGCUGGCACAACUGCCACGUGUGCGUGCGGCCCAAUGCGGUGCUGCUGGAUGCAGCUGGGUGCAUUGUGGUGGAUGGGAGGGAGCUCCGCGCACGAGAUGGCACUCCGGUGGUAUUGGAGGAGCAAGGCGAGUCUCUAAUCCACGCGCUCAUCGACCUUUCUCCGCCGCUACUGCACCUCUCCUUCAUCCACGCCUUUCUCGACCUUGACCCGCGCGCCGUGGUGCUGCAAGAAACGGCUGUGAGGGUCAACCGAUGGCUGGGUGACCGGCAGAACCAGCAUGAGGUCAUUGCACGCUUCCUCACUUGUGACUAA